Molecule: messenger RNA, 3642 nt
Organism: Plasmodium malariae
Lineage: Eukaryota; Apicomplexa; Aconoidasida; Haemosporida; Plasmodiidae
Product: conserved Plasmodium protein, unknown function
Exons: 2
Coding region: 1-3642 (1213 amino acids)
Biological process (GO): tRNA 5'-leader removal
Molecular function (GO): ribonuclease P activity
Source: RefSeq, a predicted model, not a curated record
AUGCUUUUUUAUACAAAAGAAAAUGAACUAAAGAAAAAAGUUAUAUCGUUCCUACUCCUGCUUAUAUUAUACGAGCAGUGCCUGAUAAACUUUAUUUAUUCAUUUUCCAUUAAUAAAAGAACAUUUGUUUUGAACUCCGUGGUGGACAAAAAUGACAACGUGAAAAAAAACAAGUUAAGGGAAAACCGGAAAAUACUGGUAGAAAUAGGGAACAGCUUAAGAGAGCAGGACGUGCAUAAAUCGCUAGCAAAUUUGGACAGUAUAUUAACGGAAUAUUCAAAGGAUAAGAGACUGUCAAAAAAUAUGAGUGUUCUAUGUGGAAAUGUAUUAAAUUUAUGUAGCAAAUUUAAUGAUAUAAAUAACAUGAUAAAAGUAAUUGAAAAGAUGAAAUAUUAUAAUAUAGAAAUGCAGGAAAAUUCAUACUUGGCUAUUUGUAAUUACUAUAUAUCAAAUAAUUAUAUAUAUGAAUAUUUAUUAACAAUUAAUAAGAUGAUAGAAAGAAAUAUUACCAUUAGGGAGCGUUUCUAUAAGUAUAUCUUAGUACAUAUAUUAGACUUAUCCUUUGAUAACAGUGGCUAUGCUAGACACCUAUUCCACGAGGGUUACACAAACAACAGGGAAGUCUGUAAAGAGGGAAAUGCGCAAAUACGCGAUGAAUAUAUUGGAAGCGCUAUAAGAGGAGGGCAGGAAAAUAGUAUUCAUGAUAAUGUUGCUAAUGGUGUUAGUAGUGACUAUAAUGGUAGACAAGAUAUGAGUUACUAUAAUGCUCAUUACAGCAGUGCGGAUCGCGAACACUCGAACAACAAAAGAUACCAUUUAAUCAAAAACACAGAUUACAGUAACUUUGACAAAUACACAAAAGAGUUGAAUAAAUAUAAUAUGCGACUAGAUGAGGAGGACAAGAAGUAUAUUCUGAACAAUUAUUUAUUAAUUGAUAUUUUUAAACACAUGAAUGAUAAUGAAAUAAAAAUUAAACUAAUUUACAUAUUAAAGCUAGUACAUUAUGUGUAUGAAAAUAUUCAAUAUCUUAUGAGAAAGAAGAAUCAAGAACUCAUUCUAAGGGAAGAAGAUACCCAAGAUGUUGAAGAUGGACAUGAUGUUGAUAAUAACGAUAGUAAUGAUAGUGACUAUAGCAUAGAUGGUGCCUCUUCUGUUAACAGUACAAAAUCAAAUUCCUCAGAUAAGGAAAAAGAAAAACUAAAAAAAAUCAAAAAGAAUAAUGGGAAAAACUUCUAUAAAGAUAUACUAAUAGAACAACUAAAAUGUAUUCUAGAUUUAUACAAAAUGAAUUAUGAUUCCAUGAAUAUAAAUAUUAAAAAAUAUGAAGAGACCUUAGAUGAACAAGAGAAAAGGAAUGUAUACUAUCAAGUCAAUAAAAUAAUUAAAAAACUGCCGUUCAUUAAAUUAACAGAAAAUGUUAAAAAUACAUAUAAGUGUAAAAAUUGUGAACAAAACAUAAAUACCUAUUUUCUUACUCUCAAACAAAUUAUAAUAGUUAUUGUUAAUAUCAUAUUGAUUACGAAUCUUUUUAAUAAUAAAGAAAUAUACAAAAUAAAGCAUUUCUUUUCUAUUCUCAAUCGUAGAAAUGAUGAAGCACAAGGGAAAGAGGCACAUGUGUUUACCCUUGAUGUUACUAAGAAUGAACAUGAUAAGGGAGAACCUUUAGUAGGAGGACCUCCACAGGCAACGAAUACACACACAGAAAAUGAACAACAAAAGAUAAUGGGAUUUGACGUAUUAGAAGAAGUACAAAAGGUAGACCAAACUGAUAGCUGUAAAGAUAAGGAAUUAACAUGUGUAGCGGAUCACAAUGCAUUACACAAUAUAGCACACAGUACAGCAUAUAAUGCUUUACAAAAUGCAUCAUACAAUUCUGUACAUAAUUCUCUAAUAGAGGCAGAAAUGAACAAGCAUUUUGAAAAGGGGUCAUACACUUGCCUACUGGAUGGUGCGAAUAUCGGUUACAACAAACAGAACGUAGAAAAUGGCAGAUUUAGUUUUUUACAAAUUGAGGUGUUAAAAGAAAUUAUAAAAAAAAAAAAUAAAGAGUUACCUUUGAUUAUUCUUCCAAAAAUAUAUCAUUACAAGAAUUCAUUAAAGCAUUUGAGAAAUGAAGGAAUCCAUAGUGAGCAAAAAACAAAUGCUAACAUUUUUAUACCAAACAAAACAAUAAAAAUAAAAAAAUAUAGCCCGACUUGUUCAGUAAAUAGUAAAUAUUGCAUUAAACCAAAUAAGGAGUUAUCGACUGAUCGUUCUGGUGAUAGGGCUUAUGCAGAGGAAUCAGGGAUAGUAGGAGCAACAGCAGAAACAGCGAAAGAAGAAGCGGAAGGGGCAACAGAAGGAGUAGAAGAAGAAGAUUCUCUUGGUUUUAGAUCACCAGGUUGUGGUACACACGCCAGACCAAUUUUCAACAAAUUAGACAGUACGGAUGUAGAAAUAAUAAAAAAAUGGGAAAAAGAAAAAUGCCUAUACAUAUGUAAUUACAACAUGUACGAUGAUUAUUAUUACAUUUUAGGAAGUCUAGCAAGAAGCAAUAAUUUAUUUAACAUUUAUUAUUACAUAGAUGAAUUGUCAAAGCACUUUUAUAAAUAUAAAAAUUUAAAUCAUAAUGUUAUUAUAGACAAUUAUAGUUUAAUUGAUGAUCGGGUGAUUUAUAAUAACAGAGAAGUCCUACAUAUAUAUAAUAGUAAUCUUAUCUUCGAUAGAAAUAGCAAUAUAAUGGUACUAGUUAGUGAUGAAAACAUUAACAAAGAGAACAAAUAUAUUUCUAUGAAUGAACAAUAUUAUAAUGAUAAAAUAAAAAAGAAAAAAAAAAAUUUUAAAUUAUUUGAUGAAUAUAAAAGUAAUUUUAUAUUUAAAGACAAAGAUAAUAUACGCUAUGUAGAAAAUAUUUAUGCUGAUACAUAUUUUUAUGAUUCUCAAAAGGGGGAGCACAUUAUUGUAAACGAUACGAAUAAUAAGAAUAAAUGUAAAACUAAAUGUGAAAAACUGGUAAGAGAUACCAAUUACUCGAACAACACUUAUACAGAUAAUGCCCUCUUAAAAAGUAAAACAAAACAAGAAAAAAUAAUCAAAAAUUACAAAACAAGGGAGACUGCUACUCUGGAUGAGGUGAGAGAGAAAGCUGCACCAGACCAAUUGAGUGCAUCCUCUGAUCCAAAUAGUGAUAACAACGUGGAGCAUCAUGAAAAGACAAAUUUUUAUUACGCAAACAUAUACAUAAAAUGUGUUAAAAAUGUAAACAGUGCGCAGAAACCGAUAUAUGUUUACACAAACGAUAAGAUGAAAAAUCAUUACUUUAAUGAAUACACAAAUUUUAUUUUAAAAAAAUGGAAAAAAAAAAGUUUUAUAUCCUUUUAUUUUAAGCAACCAAUCAUUCUUUCAGAGUUAAGGAAACAGUCGGAUUCGAACACUAUAGACUUAACGAAUAUAAUAAAUAAUUAUAAAUUGCCAUAUGUGAAUUUAGAAAAUUCAAAGCUAUAUAUAGAUGAUAUUAUAUCUUACAAGGAUAGAAAUAUAUAUCAUAUAAAAAUUAAUUCUCCCAGUAAAACUUUCUUGUCGUAUCAAAGUGAAAAUAUACCAUUUCUGCAUUAUAACAACAAUGUGGUCAAGUAUUUGUGCAUAGACUUCUCUAGGAUAUAG